Solanum pennellii is the source of this 1437-nucleotide messenger RNA. RefSeq lists its product as uncharacterized. Lineage: Eukaryota; Viridiplantae; Streptophyta; Magnoliopsida; Solanales; Solanaceae. The record is from RefSeq and is a predicted model, not a curated record. The coding region runs from base 76 to 1437 and encodes 453 amino acids. The transcript has 5 exons.
AAUUUCAGUAAUCCCUCCCGAAUUUGAAGUCCCCUUCCUUAGUCGAAGUCAAUUCCAUCUAAAAUUCGUCAAACAAUGAACGAAUCGUCUACAUCUUUGAGGAUUACCAGAGGGUCUUUGGGAAAAUCAAAACAACUUAUACAAGAACAAACCAUGGAAGAGCUGAGAUCAAAGAAAAAAAACGACCCUAUGGCAGUUCAACAAGUUAUUAAAAAUGCCAAUGCUAGAGGCAUUAAAAUUGUACAAGGUACAAGAAAGAGGAAAGCUGUAAUCAUCGAAUCAGAGGAAAAUGAUUCUGAAGUUGUCGGAUCUGAAGAACUUCAUAAUCAUGAGGAAGUCAGAUAUAUUUGCAACAACCGUGAAAAAAGGACAAUUCACAUGCAAUGUUAUACGCAAAUAAACACAUUGAAAGAGCUUCGGAAUAAACUGCCUCCAAAGCAAUAUAAUCGUAUAUGUGCAUCAUCGUGUUUUGCACAGUUAACAGCAAUGAGACGAUGUCACGUGCAAGCACAACUGUUUAGAUGUAUUAUGUUGAGUGAGUUGGAAGGUAGUUCUGUGAAUGCAAUAAUUUUUUAUAUAAAUGGCACAACGCUUCGUUUCACAAUACGGGAAUUUGCCAUUAUUUCUGGUUUGAAUUGCUCUGAUAAUUGUGCUGACUUCAACUUUGAUACUGAUCAACCCAAUAGAAUCAUCGAUGAGUAUUUUCCAGGGAAUUCUCCUGUCACUAAAGCUCGUUUGGCUGAAGCUUUUAAAGCAAAGGUAUGGGGUGACAAUCAGGAAGAUGCAUACAAGUUUGGGAUUCUAUAUUAUAUACAUGAGUUUAUCAUGUCCGCAGAACCUACUACAACAACAAUAGAUAGGUUGGACUUUGAUCUGGUUGAAACAGGUAGAUUUAUGGAUUAUCCUUGGGGUCGGAAGGCUUUUAAUGAACUUGCUAAAUCCAUAAACAACAAGAUAAAGCCAUGUGGACAGUACUACAGAAUUCAGGGCUUUCCACUUCCAAUGCAAGUUUGGUUCUAUGAAUGUUGCUCUUAUGUUGAUGACAAGAUUGCUGUCAAGGUUUCUAGUCACAUUCCUCGGAUUAUCAAUUGGGUGACUAAGAACGACCAUCCUCGGUUUGAUUAUUUCAUGAAAACAAUUUUUAAUGAUGCAGAUAAUCCGGUAUUGGGGAAUAGAAGGUCUACAAGAGGGGUAUAUCCACCAGUUUGGAUGAAAGAUUUUGUGUCAUUAAAUAUGGGGAAGCGAGUGAGGUAUCCUAUAGCUGACAAUGUCGCUUAUAGUCAUCUGUCUAAACCUUAUCAGGAGUUUGUACCUGCAACUUCAGUGCUAGCUGAACCUUCAACCUUUGCUGAAGCCAACAAAGAUUCUAAGUGGAUUGAAGCAAUGCAAGUUCAAAUACAAGCUUUACAAGAUAACAGGACUUUGGAAGUUGAUUGA